UGGUGUGUGAAUUGCAUCUUAACAACAACAAAAAAAUUAUAUAUAUAGUGAGAACCCAUGGGAACAACAUAAGCAGGGGACUUGGCAGCUGUCCAGGGUCUGCAGCCCUUUCUCGGACUCCACGUUACUCCUUUGGACAAAGGACCUGAGGAUGAGGGAGGAUGUGGCCUGGUGCAGGGAGCGCAGGGUCCAGAGAGGGCCGCAGGGCCCAGAGAUGGCCGCAGGGCCAGGGGGCUGUGAUGGGGCUGGAGCCAGGUGAGUUGGGCAGCCUGCUUCCUUCCAGGGGCUGGAUGAAAGGCUCCAGAGAGGCUCGGGCACCUGAGGUGCAGGAAUCUCAGGCAUGUGGCCCUGAGCCCAGAGAUAGGACUCCUCCCAGGGCUGGAAGCCUGGGUGGGACCCACAUCCAGACAGGGGCCUCUGGGGUGACCUGGCAUCUGCGGGUCUGGAAGCCUUGCUCCCUCAGGACUGGCACUGGCUUGCCCAGCUCCCUCCCCGUGGUGGGCUGGGCUGGGAGGAGGGGUGGGGGUGCACUUACAUUUUCAGGUCUUUCAAGCCCCUGGCCAGCCAGGCAGCCUGACUAACCAGCUCCUCCAGGCCCGAGGUGUUGGGGGAGGGGGUGUGGCUGGAGGCUGCCAGACCAGCCCCAGGCUUCGGAUGUGGAGGAAGGCCCGGUGGGUGCUCUGAAGGCUGUCAUGGGGCUCCCCUGGAGGCCGCCUCACCCUUGGCUGCUGCCCCUCGUGGUGCUGGUCUGGACCCAGCCCUGCAUGAGCCUCGAGCUCAUCCCCUACAAGCCGCAGAUAACGGCCUGGAACCUGGAAGGGAAGGUCACGGCCACCACGUUCUCCCUGGAGCAGCCGCGAUGUGUCCUGGACCAGCACGCCAGUGCAGCCGACACCAUCUGGCUGGUGGUGGCCUUCAGCAACACCUCCAGGGACUUCCAGAACCCACAGACACUGGCUGAGAUCCCAGCCUCCCCACAGCUGCUGACAGAUGGCUACUAUAUGACGCUGCCCCUGACCCUGGACCAGCUGCCCUGUGAGGACCCACUGGGUGGCAGUGGGGGCGCCCCUGUGCUCAGGGUGGGCAACGAUGCUGGCUGCCUUGCUGACUUCCAUCAGCCACGUUACUGCAACUCCCCCCUCCCCAGCCCUGGACCUUACAGAGUAAAGUUCCUGCGGCUGGACUCCAGGGGCUCACCCCAGGCCGAGACCAGCUGGUCUGACCCCAUCGCUCUCCAGCAAGGCAAGUCCCCAGGCUCCAUCGACACGUGGCCAGGGCGGCGGAGUGGUGGCAUGGUCGUCAUCACCUCCAUCCUCUCUGCUCUGGCCGGCCUCCUGCUCCUGGCCUUCCUGGCAGCCUCCACCGUGCACUGCUCCAGCCCGUGGUGGUCUGAGGAGGCCCCGGAGCAGCUGCGGAUCGGCUCCUUCAUGGGAAAGCGCUACAUGACCCACCACAUCCCGCCCUGUGAGGCUGCCACCCUGCCCAUGGGCUGCGAGCCUGGCCUGGAACCCCUCCCCAGCCUCAACGCCUAGCCUGGCCCAUAUAGCUGGGCGGUGGGGGCACAGAGGUGCACUGACCCCAUCCGCAACCCCUGCGCCCACGUGCCCCUCCCCCACGGCCCCUCCCACCCGGCCUGAAAUCCCACCACUAGCAGCCCAGCCCUGCCUCUGGCUUUCUCAUUUCCCCUCCCCAGGCAGUGAGGUUGCAUUCAGGGGAGGGCUGUGGUCAGGCUGGCCCCCACCUCCAUCCCUGCCUCUGUUCUGCCUGCCUCAAGCGAGGCUGAGGCAGCGUGGAGAGAUGUGGAGAGAAUGCCCGGACAGGAAGGCUCCAGGCCCCAGGAAGAGGCCUGCGGGUAUCUUGCUCUGUCCUGGGCAGGGGGCCAGGCUGGGCCCAUCAUGGGGUCUGUGAGGCCUGAGCCUCCGUCUGUCCCUCUCUCUCAUCCAUCCAGUGGCUGGGGCUGCAGUGAAGCCUUUAGAGAUGCCUCUGCUGUCCCCGGACACUGGCCCUUUCUGAGGGUGGCUCUCACCGGCUGGAAGAUCAAAGAGAAAGUAUGUUAUGAUCGUCUGGCCACCACUUCUAAGCCCCUUGCACACAGAUGGCUCAUGGACUUAUCCCCUCACUCUCCCUCCACAGCACUUACUGAGCACCUGCUGCAUGCCACACACAGUAUUAGACGUGGGUACUCUCUGAGAGCCCAUUGCUGGUCUUGGGGAGCUCACUCACUGCUCUGGGCCUCAGAUAAGCACAUGUCCUGAUGUUACUUUUGGGGGGCUAUCACGCCUUUGGAUUGUCACACACCAUCGAGAUCCGGGGCUUUCUGGGGUCCACCAGCGCCCAUCACCCAGGAGGACAGGCUUCAGACUCACGGCCGUUCGUCGGCAAGGCCGGUGGUUCCCACUACGGCCACAAGGAGGCGCCAGUGCACCACAGCCGUAGGGUCCUGCGCGUGCGCACGCCGAAGCGCAGCAGCGCGUCCGUCCCUCCCAAUGACCCGAGGUCCACAAGCGGCCGCCGCUCAGCGGGGUCUCUGGAGGUCAGGGCUCCAGGUCCUUCCUUGGCCAAGGCAGAGGGAUCAGCAGUCACACUCCCGCUUGAAGAUCUACAGUGUGUCUGUAGUCCGGUCCGCACAGCUGCCACCGUUUUCUAGAUGGAAAAAGUGAGGCUCAAUAACCUCUCCCUGCUCCCCCCGCCCCCGCCGCCACCGCGCUCUGUCCAGGGUCACAGCACCAUGUGUCCCCAGGCCGCUCUGGACCGUCUGUUCUGACUGUGGCUCCCAGCACACAGGCUCCCGGAGGAGGGCAUCCAGCCUGUCCCUCCCACCCUUUUGGAGAUGAAUAAAUGCAGCCUGGCUCCUCCGU
Molecule: messenger RNA, 2858 nt
Organism: Phacochoerus africanus (Common warthog)
Lineage: Eukaryota; Metazoa; Chordata; Mammalia; Artiodactyla; Suidae
Gene: UPK3B
Product: uroplakin 3B
Exons: 6
Coding region: 693-1532 (279 amino acids)
Source: RefSeq, a predicted model, not a curated record